CGAUACAUACAUCAUACAUUUACAGUUGGCUUUGCUCCUUUAAAAGUAGCGCAGUCCUCGAUAACCCAUUACUUUAUUUAUUCCCAUUUCUCUUCUUUCAGCUCAGAUCUCCGCUCUCCAAUUAAAAUGAAGACUGCAGUGUUGAGAUCUGCCGGAGCAGCUUUGAGGAGAAGUGCUGCUUCAUCAAAUCCAGCCCAUCUCCUCCGUAGAUCAUGCUACUCCACUGGCUCACAACCCGAACGCAAAGUCACCAUCUUAGGUGCAGCCGGUGGGAUCGGUCAGCCACUCUCUCUUCUUAUGAAACUCAACCCUCUUGUCUCCUCUCUCUCCCUCUAUGAUAUCGCUAACACUCCUGGUGUCGCUGCUGAUGUCAGCCACAUCAACUCCCGUGCCCAGGUUGCUGGUUUCGCUGGUGAAGAACAACUUGGGCAAGCAUUAGAAGGAUCAGAUGUCGUGAUUAUUCCAGCUGGUGUACCAAGAAAGCCGGGAAUGACUCGUGAUGAUCUCUUCAAUAUCAAUGCUGGCAUUGUCAAAUCUCUGUGCAUUGCUAUUUCCAAGUACUGCCCCAAUGCGUUAGUUAAUAUGAUUAGCAAUCCAGUGAACUCCACUGUUCCAAUUGCUGCGGAGGUUUUCAAGAAGGCUGGAACCUUUGAUGAGAAGAAGUUGUUUGGUGUAACUACACUUGAUGUGGUUAGAGCUAAAACUUUUUAUGCUGGCAAGGCUAACGUACCAGUUGCUGAGGUUAAUGUGCCCGUGGUUGGAGGCCAUGCAGGCAUAACCAUCCUCCCUCUCUUCUCUCAAGCCACCCCUAAAGCCAAUUUGUCUGAUGAGGUUAUUACGGCUCUCACUAAGAGGACUCAGGAUGGAGGCACUGAAGUUGUUGAAGCAAAGGCUGGAAAGGGAUCUGCAACACUAUCAAUGGCCUAUGCUGGAGCCCUUUUUGCUGAUGCUUGCUUGGAGGGGCUUAAUGGAGUUCCAGAUAUUGUGGAGUGCUCUUUUGUCCAAUCAAGCGUCACUGAAUUGCCUUUCUUUGCUUCUAAGGUAAGGCUGGGAAAGAAUGGUGUGGAGGAAGUCCUUGGGCUGGGUCCUCUUUCCAACUUUGAAAAGGAAGGUCUUGAGAGUCUGAAACCAGAGUUAAAAUCAUCUAUAGAGAAGGGAAUUAAGUUUGCUAACCAGAGUUAGAUGAGUAAAUUACAAGCUUAUUUGGGACAAUAGUUCUUUCUAAGACUGUUAUCAAAUUUCUUUGUAUUCUUCAAGAAUAUCUGUACUCUUAACAAUUUCCUUGCUGCUGGAGUUGCAGAAUCUGCUUUCAUAAAGUGAACUACGCUUUUGAAGUUUGAACUCAGAGAUCCCAUUCUAUAAAUAAAAUUUUUGAGGCCUGUUUCUGCUGUGCA
This is a messenger RNA of Mangifera indica (mango), 1394 nucleotides long. Its product is annotated as malate dehydrogenase, mitochondrial-like. NCBI's taxonomy places the organism in Eukaryota, Viridiplantae, Streptophyta, Magnoliopsida, Sapindales, Anacardiaceae. Gene Ontology annotation, cellular component: cytoplasm; mitochondrion. The coding region runs from base 127 to 1182 and encodes 351 amino acids. Gene Ontology annotation, molecular function: L-malate dehydrogenase (NAD+) activity. Gene Ontology annotation, biological process: malate metabolic process; tricarboxylic acid cycle. The record is from RefSeq and is a predicted model, not a curated record. The transcript has 7 exons.